CCUGCCUGGGCAAUGCCUACCUAUUCUGUCUCCUGUUGCUGAGAGACUGACAUCUUGUAGCAACACAGACUUCUGCCUGGGAUUCAACCAUGCCGCUCGAUAGACUUCCUGGCUGGCUAUUUGCUGUGGUCUAUUGGCAUCUGCUUCUCCUCCUCCAUGUGCAUGGCCAGGACUCAGUCAGCCCCAUCAGGAACACACACACAGGACAGGUGAGAGGAAGCCUCGUCCAUGUGAAAGACAGUGAUGUUGGUGUCCACACCUUCCUGGGGAUUCCCUUUGCCAAGCCACCUGUGGGACCACUGCGCUUUGCACCACCUGAGCCCCCUGAGCCAUGGAGUGGUGUGAGAGAUGCAACCUCUGAGCCAGCCAUGUGUCCACAGACUGAUAUAAUGAGUUUAAUGGGUGCGAAGGAGAUGAAUCUGAUUGUGCCUCCUACAUCGAUGUCUGAGGACUGCCUGUAUCUCAACAUCUACACACCAGCUCAUGCCCGUGAAGGUUCGAACUUACCUGUGAUGGUAUGGAUCCAUGGUGGAGGACUGGUUGUAGGAAUGGCUUCCAUGAAUGAUGGGUCCAAACUAACUGCUACUGAGAAUAUAAUAAUGGUCUCGAUCCAGUAUCGCUUGGGUAUCCUCGGCUUCUUCAGCACUGGAGACCAGCAUGCCACAGGCAACUGGGGCUACCUGGACCAAGUGGCUGCCCUACGCUGGGUCCAGCAGAAUAUUGCCUACUUCGGAGGCAACCCUGGCCAGGUCACUAUAUUUGGUGGAUCAGCAGGAGGAACGAGUGUGUCUUCACAUGUUGUGUCCCCCAUGUCCAAAGGACUCUUCCACAGAGCCAUCAUGCAGAGUGGAGUGGCCCUGCUGCCUGACCUUAUCUCUGACACACCCGAGAUGGUCUACAGAACAGUAGCCAACUUAUCAGGAUGUGAGGCCAAGGACUCAGAGGCCAUGGUGCACUGCCUCCGAGAGAAGACUGAACCAGAGAUUCUGGCUAUCAACCAGGUCUUCCGGUUGAUCCCUGGUGUGAUAGAUGGGACGUUCCUACCUAGGCACCCUCGAGAGCUGUUGGCCUCUGAGGAUUUUCACCAUGUCCCCAGCAUCAUUGGUAUUGACAGUGAUGAGUGUGGUUGGGGAAUCCCUUUGAUGAAGGGCCUUGAUCCUGUCAUAAAGAACAUAACCAGAGAGAACGCAGCAGCUGUUCUGAAGAGCACAGCAGCACAGAUGAUGCUGUCUCCUGAAUGGAGUGACCUGCUGAUGGAAGAGUACAUGGGGGAUGUGGAGGACCCCCAGACUCUGCAAGCACAGUUCAGAGAGUUGAUGGAAGAUGUCAUGUUUGUGAUCCCUGCACUCCAAGUAGCACAUUUUCAGCGGUCCCACGCUCCUGUCUACUUCUAUGAGUUCCAGCACCAGCCCAGCUACAUCAAACAUAAGGAUAUCAGGCCAUCCCAUGUGAGGGCUGACCAUGGUGAUCAUGUUGCCUUUAUCUUUGGCUCCUACUUCUGGGGCUUGAAAGUUGACUUCACUGAGGAGGAGAAGUUGCUGAACAGGAGGAUGAUGAAGUACUGGGCCAACUUUGCAAGGCAUGGGAACCCCAACAGUGAGGGUCUCCCCUACUGGCCUGAGUUGGGUUAUGAUGAGCAGUACCUGCAUCUGGACAUCUAUCCUUCUGUGGGCAGAGCUCUGAAGGCCAGGAAGCUGCAGUUCUGGACAAAGACUCUGCCACAGAAGAUCCAGGAGCUAAAGGGGGCUCGGGAGAAACACACAGAGCUUUAGUGCC
Molecule: messenger RNA, 1776 nt
Organism: Myodes glareolus (Bank vole)
Lineage: Eukaryota; Metazoa; Chordata; Mammalia; Rodentia; Cricetidae
Source: RefSeq, a predicted model, not a curated record